UUCUCUGGGCCUCUAGCCAAAUAUUGAAGGAAGGAAGGAAGGAUCAUUUUCUCUGUGCACACCAUGUGAUUCCAACCUAAAAAGUAAUAGAGAAUGUGCAUGUUUAUCCAUAUUUACGAAUAGACGAUUAUUAUGUGCACAGUAUCAUCUUAUAAUUUGCCAUUGCUUUAUUUGAUUUAUACAUAGCAAUAAUUAAAGAACAUAUCCUAUUAUAUAGAACUGAAGAAUUGACGAAAAAGGAAAAUGGGGAAACCAUUUAAUGAACAAAAAAAAUUAUCUCGGACAUAUCGAAGGAAAGCAAAAUUGGGGAAGAUUAAGAAGCCUGAUAUUAGUGUAAAUCAGGGUUGGUUAUUACCCAACUCUGAUGUAAAUAAUGGUGGACAUACUAUAAUGGAUAGUUUCACGACCAAUUAUUAUCAACAACAACAUACUACAAUGGAUGACGAAAGUGCUCGAAUAAUCGUGAGAAAUUUACAUUUUAAGGUAACAGAUGAAGAUGUGAAAAAAUUAUAUGAACCAUUUGGUAAAAUCAAGGAAAUAAAUCUUCUGAGGAAUUCAAAUGGAAAAUUAGUUGGGUAUGGUUUCAUACAAUUUACACGUAUGGAAGAUGCGUCGAAAGCAAUAUUUAAUACUAACAAAAAAGAAUUUCUAGGGAGAAUUAUAAAUAGUGAUUGGGCUAUAUCAAAAUCCAAGUUCUACAAGAAACUUGAGGUAAACCUUGCUAAAAAUGAACAAAGCGAUAAGGAUGAUAUACAUCCUUCCGAAGGUAACAAGGAAGGAGACAAUGUAUCAAAACAUUGUAACAGUAUACAUCACAAAAAAGAAUGUAAUUUGAAAAAGCAAAAAAGUAGAAAACUCCAGAAGGAGAAGAGACAGAAGAAACGAGCCAGAAUUGUAAUACGAAAUUUAUCAUUUCAGACCACAUAUGAUGACUUGAAGGAAUACUUUUCUCAAUACGGUAAUAUAGAAGAAAUAAAGAUUUUGACGCGACACGAUGGUAAACGAAUUGGAUGUGCGUUCGUGCAAUUCGAUCUAGUACAAAAUGCAGCAAAAGCCAUACAUUACACAAACAUGCAACCGUUUUUGAAUAGAACUAUUGUAGUUGAUUGGGCUAUACCUAAGACCAAGUUUUUGAAGAGUAGUACGGAAAAUAAUAUAAAUUCUCAAGUGAAAGAUGAGUUUAUUAUUGAAGGUAAAGCUGGUGAUUGGAAUGCUGGGUCAGACAAUGAAGAGGUCACAGUAGAUAGAAUAAAGAUAAAGAACGAACCUAAUGAUGAAAGAAUGGAAGUGAAACGUGAAGCAGAGAAUACUGAUAGUGAAGAUGAGAGUUCUAGUGACAGCAGUGAUAAUGAUGAUGAGAAUGUUACUGAUAAUGAUGAUGAUGAUAAUGAUCGUAAUGGGAUUAAUAAUUUUAUUAAAGAGGAGGAAGAGGAUAAUUCUAAUCCAAAAUAUCCGCGGCGGAUAUCUGAUGAUGUUAACGAAGGCAAAACAGUGUUCCUAAAGAAUGUACCAUUUUCUGUUAAGAAUGAUGAACUUAGAAGGUACAUGGAACAAUUUGGACCGGUUUAUUAUGCUUUGGUAUGCAUUGACCGUCUAACUGAACAUUCAAAAGGUACCGCAUUUGUGAAAUUUAAGGAUAUUACGAGUGUAGAAAAAUGUUUGUCGAACAUAACUGAAUUACGUAUGCACGAUCAAAUAAUCGAGGCGCAUAGGGCAUUACGUAGAAAUGAAGUUGAAAGUAAAAAGAGCUUGAAAGAACAAAAGAUUAAGGACUCUAGAAACUUGUACCUCGUUAAAGAAGGAGUUGUGUUGGCCGGAAGCACAGCUGCGGCGGAAGUAUCAAUUUUCGAUAUGGCAAAACGUCUGAAAUUGGAACAAUGGAAAUCGCAGAUGUUGCGCAACUUAAAUAUGUUUGUCUCGAGAGUGCGGCUUGUUAUACACAAUCUACCACCCAAUCUCGACGAUACAAAACUUAGACAAUUGUUUAAAAAUCAUAGCGGCCCCAAGGCCGUCAUUGUAGAAGCGCGCGUUAUGCGAGAUUUAAAAAAUGUUGAUGCAACUGGAAAAGGAAAAUCGAAAGAGUACGGUUUUGUUGCGUUCACCACUCACGAAGAUGCACUCAAAGCUUUGAGAAGUAUAAAUAACAACCCGAAUAUAUUUUCUAAAAGCAAGAGGCCAAUCGUUGGAUUCUCAAUAGAAAAUCGUAUCAUGAUGAAUGCGAAGGAAAGAAGAAUUCAGAAGAGUCGCGAACAUAAUCCGUUAUGUUCUAAAUACAAGGGAAAGAGGAAAGCUGAAGAUAUCACAGUGGAAGAACUAUCGAAUAAACGAGUUAAAACAAGAAAGUUGGAUGACUCUAAUGAAAUGUUUUAUGCCGGUAUUACCAGCAAAUUGGGACAAAAUAAAUUAAGAUCAAACUUCAACUUAAAAUCACAAGCUGCAUUACAUAUAAAAACUGUAAAAAAGGAGCGAAAAUUACGCAAAACGACCAAACAGACGGAAGUUACGAAGAAGGAAAAAGCGAAAAAAAAGAAAGAAAACAUGCUAAUACAAUUUGAGGCAGAGGAUGCAGGCUUUAACAAGCUAGUUAACAAUUACAAAAACAAAUUGAAAGGAAUAGACCUGAAACAGUCAAAGUGGUACGAAGGAACUUCAAAUGAAUUUUAAUAGGAUUUUGGUAUAAAAACCAUUAUGAUAAUGAUUAAGUAAUCACCAAUUUGGUUAAAUAUGCGUAUGUAAUGUACACUAUAGUCUAAUAAAGUAAGAUCGAGUAUAUAUGUCAA
This is a messenger RNA of Odontomachus brunneus, 2780 nucleotides long. Its product is annotated as RNA-binding protein 28. The coding region runs from base 244 to 2664 and encodes 806 amino acids. The transcript has 12 exons. Gene Ontology annotation, molecular function: RNA binding. Lineage: Eukaryota; Metazoa; Arthropoda; Insecta; Hymenoptera; Formicidae. The record is from RefSeq and is a predicted model, not a curated record.